Messenger RNA from Strongylus vulgaris, 420 nucleotides. The record is from the annotation of a GenBank genome assembly. NCBI's taxonomy places the organism in Eukaryota, Metazoa, Nematoda, Chromadorea, Rhabditida, Strongylidae.
AUGAGCCGGCUAAGUGAUGGUACUCUCAUUAUUCGUGGUGAGAAAGUUAUAUCAAAGAAUGUUGGAGGCAUCGGAUUUGACGUACACCCUGUUGUCCAUCUUGUCGGUUCGAGUAAAAGUGCGAUUCAGCCGAAGCUGGAAAAGAAGAUCUGCUGGUUGAAGGAAGGAGAGAAUUCGAUACGAUGGCAUCAGAAUGGAGGAGGUCUUGAACGCGUGCAACUGGCCCAUCGAGGAGGACCCAACAAAGGACUACGACCUCUUCUCAGAGGACUGAGAGCCUGUGAUGAAUGUGCCUCAGUUCCUCGAACAAGGAACUUAGAACGAAUUUUGAAAACCAGCAAGGAUCUGUUAGAAAGGAGGAGAGCCUUGAGGUUGGAUCUGACUUCAUAUCUUGAGCGACUGGUAGCACAUACCGGGUGA